This is a messenger RNA of Hansenula anomala, 540 nucleotides long. RefSeq lists its product as uncharacterized. Bases 1 to 540 code for a protein of 179 amino acids. The transcript has a single exon. The record is from RefSeq and is a predicted model, not a curated record. NCBI's taxonomy places the organism in Eukaryota, Fungi, Ascomycota, Saccharomycetes, Phaffomycetales, Wickerhamomycetaceae.
AUGGGCGGUAGAAAGUAUUCAGGUGGAAGUGAAGGAAGACCUUCCAGAAAGCGGUUCAGUGAUCAAAACGGUUCUACCAAUGGAGGUGGCCGCUUCCAGAGAAGAGGCUCAAAGGGCGGUAAAAGGUCUGAUACCUCUGCUGGCUUGAAACAAGAGAAGCAUUCUCCAGAAGCAUGCUCAAGGUCGUCUACAUCGUCUCAGGGAUCAGUAGAUUUUGCUGCUCCCGAGAAGCUGGAAGAUCAAGUUGACAAUGGUGGUGCUAAGGCUGAAUAUUUCCGUUUAUUCAAAAUUAUCAAGAGAAGCAAAUCUAUUCCACUGAAGGGAGAUGUUUGUUUUGAGCUAAGGCCAAAUAGAUCUUUCUUAAUGUUGGUCCAAUUGUGCACAAGUGGUGCUCGUGAAGUGGUUAACCACUCAAAUGGUUUGCCAAGGUGCUGUUUUGAGGGUGAAAUAUUUGGAGAUAACAGUCUUGCUAGUGGAUCCAAUACUGUCCAAGCUAUAGGGUUAGGCAUUCGGCUAAAGGAAAUGUUAGCACAUAUAUAA